Colletotrichum navitas is the source of this 982-nucleotide messenger RNA. RefSeq lists its product as uncharacterized. The transcript has a single exon. The record is from RefSeq and is a predicted model, not a curated record. NCBI's taxonomy places the organism in Eukaryota, Fungi, Ascomycota, Sordariomycetes, Glomerellales, Glomerellaceae. The coding region runs from base 170 to 802 and encodes 210 amino acids.
CCCAUGAUGUAGAAUUCUGUAGAAUCUGCUAGCCGAUCUGGAACACCCGAGCAUCGUGAAUGGCAUCACAUCCACUGAAGAUAAAGUGUUGCCAUCCCACCCCAAGCUUUGAUUUGCAUCAACUCCCACCUCAUCGAGCUUCUCUCCCGUUCCUCACCCUCCUUCCAAGAUGACCACCCCAGUCACGGAGUUUAUUGUUCUUACACUCAAAAAUCACGGCACCUCAUCGGGUCCCCCCGCGGCCUGGUCGGACGUCACUGAUACCCUGAAAUCCGCACCCGGCGUCAGCGCCGUGUACACGGGCACCCAGAACGAGGACCCCUCCAAGACGGUCCUCGUCGUGGAAUGGGCGUCGCCCGCCGCCUUCUCCGAGUUCGCCGCCUCCGAGUCCUACACACCCUGGUUCGCCUCCCUCAAGGCCGUCUCCGCCCACACUUCCCCGGACAGCCCGGGCGUCGCCCCGCCGCUCUUCUACAAGGUCCCCUUCACGGCCGACUCGAACCCGGCCGCAGCCCUCGGCGCGCCGUGUACCGAGGUUUUCAUCGCCUACGGCGUGGACGAUUCCUUCCUAGGGCAGACGGCAGAGUUUGCCAAGGAUCUGACGCAGGGCGGAGCUUCGAUGGAGGGGUACCACGGGCAUGCGUACGGCGCGAUCUCGACGCCGCUGGCCGUGGCGGGCUCCGGGGACGGGGAGAAGGGGCCCGCAGUAACACUGUUGCUGGGGUGGGACAGCAAGCAGGCGCAUCUUGAUGCCAAGGCAAAGGCUGGACGUGAGUACACACAUCCCUGUGGUGCGCCAUGACGGCGAGAUGACCCGACGUGCGAGAGAGCCAUGACUAACAUGUCUCGCAGCGAUAUCAGACAACAUUCAUCUGUUGAGGUCAGGCCGCAAGGGCAUUUCCAUGGUAUGUCGUCAUUAUUACAAGCCAGCAAUUUGUGACGAACGCUGACUGCGUACAGUAUCAUGUGAACCUCAAGCGAA